This is a messenger RNA of Dermacentor albipictus, 1331 nucleotides long. The record is from RefSeq and is a predicted model, not a curated record. Lineage: Eukaryota; Metazoa; Arthropoda; Arachnida; Ixodida; Ixodidae.
AACAACAGCGAGCAACCAACCAACAGCUCGACGUCAGGCAUCCUCCCCCGUCGCAGCGAGCAGCCAUGUUUGGCAACCGAUUCCAACCCACGGGACAGCCGGGCACUUUUCAGCAGGCGGCUGCAGCUGCCGGGCAACAAGCGGCACCCGGCACUGCGGCCACGAGACAGUUCGCACCCGUGUUCGGCGCCCCGCCAGUGGCUGCACAGCAGCUUACUGGUGCUGGCGUUCCGCGGCAACAGGCUUUUCUAACACCCCAGCAACAGCAGCAGCAGCAGUUCCAGCAACAACAGUUGCAGCAGCAGCAGCUACGACAGCAGCAGCAGUUUCAGCAGCAGCAGCUUCAACAACAGCAGCUUCAGCAACAGCAGCUUCAGCAGCAGCAGCUUCAGCAACAGCAGCUACAACAGCAGCAGCAGCUACAGCAGCAACAGCAGCAGCAGUUUCGGCCACAGCAGCCAGCGGCACCACCGUAUCAGGUUCCUCCGGGGGGUGCUUAUCCGGGCGCACCACUGCCUGUCAGUUUUCCGGGAACCCAAGGAGCGCCGCAAGGGUUUCCCGGACGUCAACCGGUGGGUCUCGCACCACGGCCUCCUUACGCGGGCGUUCCACAGGGGCCGUAUGCGGUGCCCGCACCCCAAACUGCACCGGGAGUGCAGCCUCUGGCACCGCAGAGUUUCGCCCCGGGUCUACAGUACCAGCCUGUGGCUCCCAGCUACGUUGCCCCACCGCCUCAAGCUUUGCCCGCGCCAGCCGGGGGGGCCCUGCCUGCGAACGCCGUCGCCGGACUGGAUCCUGCACGUCUUACGGUGGACAAUAUCUUGCAAGUCCUCACAGAAAGAGGCAUUGACUGGCGUCGCAUCAUCCAAGACCCCCAGUACGCGCCAAAGAUAUUCGCCGCCCAAUCGGACGAAGAUGAGAGCGACGAGGAUGAAGAGAGCGAGGAGGAAGAAAGUGGAAGCGAAGAAGAGACAGGCUCGAAAGAUUCGGCGCGGCCUGGCUCCGGUGGAGCAUCCACCGCUGGUGGUUCCCAGGAAGCUCCGAUAAGUGACGAAGAAUUGACCAAAGCACUGGAAGGAGGCCACGCCCUCACUGAUGAUGGAACCGACAUUAACGUGAUCCAAGAUGGCAAACAAAAUGACGUGAACGACACAAUCGAACGCUUUCUCCAAAUCGAGCUGAAGAACUGCAACGCCACCAUUGGUGACGUCACAGCACUCCAGCACGCACCGCAUCUGAUGGAUGUUCGAAAAAAUGGACCGCUCCUUGAUGCCACAAGUUUGGUGGUCUCCGACAACUUCCUUGAUGACGCCUUGAAGUCUCGCAGCUAA